Ananas comosus (pineapple) is the source of this 3064-nucleotide messenger RNA. RefSeq names its product ribosomal protein S2, mitochondrial-like. Gene Ontology annotation, biological process: translation. Lineage: Eukaryota; Viridiplantae; Streptophyta; Magnoliopsida; Poales; Bromeliaceae. The transcript has a single exon. The record is from RefSeq and is a predicted model, not a curated record. Gene Ontology annotation, cellular component: ribosome; mitochondrial small ribosomal subunit. Gene Ontology annotation, molecular function: structural constituent of ribosome. The coding region runs from base 790 to 1497 and encodes 235 amino acids.
UGCCCAUGUGAACACCUACUCUGGAUCCUGUCUGGAAGGCAAAUUCCAUAACAGAGAUCGCCUUUGCCAUCUGUGAUAGCUUAAUUAAUAAGUAGGAAUGAAUUAUCAAGUGUGAAGAGCUAAGAACAGCCGGGUCAGUCUUCCAUUGUUAGUUAUAGUUAUAGCGGAUCGCCAAGAAGGCUAGCUUUCUCACCUGUAAUUGUAGAACAGUAGCUUUCGUCUAAUCGAGCAGACAAGGGGAAUCAUAGCUAGACUGAAGCCCUGAACUAUGGAUGGCUCUUCUGUGCACACUCUAAGGCAGUGGUAAUCCGAAAGCAAAGAAUGAAGCAGGUAGCAAUGGGAACUCAAAGACCGAAUUUCCACCCUUCUGAGAAAGCCUCUAUCUUGAUAUGCUUAACACAUGUUAAGAUGCUCUUUUUCUUCUUUCCCCCCUUUAUCACUCUCGUGCAAUUUCAGAGACAACUGAUGACUUCCCUGAGGACAAGAAGGGAACCGAAGGACAACUUUCAUCCGACAUCCGAACCGAGGACCGAUAUCGCGUAUACGAUCAUCUAUCUAAUGGCUAGCUAUCUUCAAGAUGAGACUGGAGCCGAGAAAGCAAGCUCACCAACUGGCUUCACCCGCCUUUCUAUCAGAGUUCUUCCCUCUUUCUGCUUUCUCCGUCUGUUGGCAUUGAGUGCGUCACCACCUUUGAUGUUGACUCUGACUCUGAGUGGUUAGAGGAUCAGCAGCAAACCUAUUUUUUCUUAUAUUACUUACCACCUCUAUCUCCAGAAAGGAAAACAAAAAAUGACAAUCCAUUCUAUAGUGUGUACUAAAUUACUUAGUACGAACGCACAUCUCGGCCGUCGGGUAGCUGCUCACCAUUUCUCAGUCUAUAUCUGUGGUUCCAGAAAUGGAAUUGCUAUUCUCGAUUCAGACAAGACAAAGAUUAGUUUACGAAACGCUCUUCAUUUUAUAGGAUCUCCCAUUCGUCAAAAAGGCCGUUCCUUCUUUUUAAAGACCAAUCAUGUAUUUCUAUAUGAGAUAAUGGAAGAAAUGGCGAGCUGUAUCAAUGAUUCUCAAUGGAGGAUCGGGGCUUUUUUGACCAAUUCUUGUUCAAGUCCGAAAAAAAUCCGUUCGAGAAAGAAGAAGAUCAAUUUAGGGUUGAACCAAGAACCUGAUUGUGUGGUUAUUCUGGAUGCAGAUAGAAAGUCUUCGGUCAUACUGGAAGCUGAUCGAUCACAAAUACCUAUUGCAUCCUUAGUUGAUUCUACGAUCCCAUUGGGAUCCUUUAAAAGAAUCACUUAUCCCAUUCCAGCGAAUGAUCCUAUACAGUUCGUAUAUCUAUUUCGUCAUUCGAUCACGAAAACAGUGAUUCUUGAACGGGGAAGAAUCGUUGCGAUGAAGGAGAAGAAGGAACUCAUCGAUCGACCUUUUCCAAGAAGAAUUGGUUUUAGUCGAUCGGUCGAGUGGUCACCAGCUAGUGAGACCAGUUUAUGGAUUGAACAAGAAUAGUACGACUUCGGGCUGGGCUGGAUGGAACAAGUGCGAACAAUCUUCGUACACAGCAGCCAACGUAACGUCCCGGGGCGGGGCGCUCUGACGAUGCAGAGAGCAAACAAAGGCGAGUUUUAAAUUUGCAUUUGUAGUCUUGUUGCACGGUAGAAGAAAUUCCAUCGUCGCCUUAUCUGAAGACGUAAGGCGAGGCCCUGUUUUUGCAAUGGAAGAGGAGAAAGGGGAGUGUAGCGGGCGGGGAGAGGCGGGACAAGGAGAAUCGAUCGUUAAUGGUGGUGAAGCAGAAGGAGGGCCUUCCUGGAGGUCACAUUCCGGGUAAGCAGGGUCGCAGGGACAGACAUAAAGCAGCAUGUGAAGCUAAAUUCCAUAGGGGGGAAGUGGGGGAGGGGACGGACCCGCUCGGAAGGACGGACCGGUAACCUGCAUCCGAUGAUAAGCCGGGAGGCAAGGGACGUGUUACGUAGUCCACGUCCGCUCCUCGGAAUAAGGGAUUCCCGGAGAUAUAGAUAAGGAUGAAAGACUGACUUCUAUCAAUGUCCGUCCCGUCGAUUCCCAUGAUCCCUGAUUCGGGUGGAGAAAUCCACGUGCCGCAGGUAGUGCUUCGGAAGGGAAAGAAAAAAAGACAAUUACGCAUGCUAUCGACUGAAUCGAAGGUGCUUGUUCUCGGGGAGAGAGAGGGAGAGGGGGGAGCUAAUAACCCCAUUCAAUGCUUAGCAAUACAUGACAUUUCCACGCACGGGGGACAUUGCCACGAGCGGAACAUUGAAUCUCGUAUCUGGUACUCCUACGCUCCAUUUCAUGGCGGGGAAGGCCGCCAUCGCAUUCAGCAAUCUUUCUUUGUACCAUACCCCACGGACAACUCACUUGUAUCUCCUCCCCAGCCAGUUAUGGAGGGGUUAGUAGGAAUGGAAGGGUAGAACACCCCAUUCGAAACGGACGGACGGAAUUUUCUACCCUUUCAUCCGUCUGCCCUUUCUGAAUCAACUACCUCGAUCGGGAGGGACAAAAACCCUUCCUGACACUGCAUCUUACCUCUCGUUCGCUAUUGACCGACUGGCGGCAUCCCACCGAUGAUGGGCAUUAUCUGAUUCAAUCGGAAGCAGUUAUUCUACAAUGCUGAGAUCCCUGCUCCAUAGGUGCGAGGUGGCGAUAGAAGGCAGAGAUGGAGAAUCGGGCGAGUGCUUUUCAUCUCUCGGGGAGGGCUGGCCGAAUAUUGAUUCUGAAAUGAAAUUGAUAAACAGCGAGAGGUGGGGAUAGAACUAUGGAGAGGGGAGCUUUUUCUCGACGAUAGUGCACUAGGGAAACCAUGGAGCGUCAAUAGCGAAUAGGUAGGUCCAAUGAGUAGGUCGUUAUGCAUCAGGUUAGUAGGUCGACUUGACCACCGAUCGUGGAUGAUGACUAGAAGGACCGGAUUGACCUUUUUCAGAUCCUUUCCUUUUGUUGUUGUUCCAGUGGUAUAGAGUUCGGGAAGAAUAGAAGGUCAAGGACGGGAAGGAUAGGCCGUGGAGGUGAUAGCAGUGACCAUGGACGAGGGCAAUCUUCGAUUGUGAAGGUUUUUUUUUUCAAA